AUGAACAAUGAUAACAAAACUAUAGAAUCAAAUUUGAAUGGAAAUAUUGUUAAUAAGUGUAAAACAGUUUCUGAAAACAAUAAUUUAAUUUUAAUUGAAAAUAUUGAUAAUAAUGUCGACAGUGUGUCAGUUACCUUAGCCAAAGAUUUUGUCGCAGCUGCGGGAUUUAACGUAGAAGCACCGAUUGUCAAUGCAAUUAUAGGAAAUAUUACUGGUUCUCUUCCUACAAGAAAAAUUGAAACUCUUGACACAAUGAAGUGUAAAAUUUGUGAUUGUGAAAUUACAUCCAGUCAUAUUUUUGCUCAUCACAUUAACGGAUCCAAACAUAAAAAAAAGGUAAAAGCUUUGGAUAUAAUAAAUCAAUUAAAAGAAAAAAAAGGAGUUCGCGCUGAAGAUAGUGAUGACCCUAAUGCUUUUCGUUGUGAAAUUUGUUCUGUGACAGUUAAUUCUGCUCAGCAAUUAGAACUUCAUUUAAUGGGAUCAAAGCAUAAAAAAAAAAUUGACAAUGAUGUAUUUAAAUUAACUGGGAAAAAAAAGGAAGAAAAUUUAGAUCAUGCAUCAUCACCUAAGAAAAAAAAAAAAGAAGAGCCGCAUCCAAUUUUACCAUGUCAGUUAUGCGGAAUGUUUAUGAAUUCUCCAAGCCAAUAUGAGCAGCAUAUGUCAUCGAAAAAACAUAAAAUGAAAAGUGGUCAGUCGAAUACGACAAACGAGGAAUCCUGUAACACUGAUAAUAAUAAAUACAUGUAUGGUAGAAUUGAAGUUACCCAAAAUGUAGUUGGCACAAGCUUUGACAAUGGCUAUCAAGCUGUACCACGAAGUGGUUAUAAAUAUCAAAAUUAUGAUACCACUUACAAAGGGCCUAGUAAUUAUUAUAACAAUGUUAAUCCAUAUUCUCAAAAUUAUUAUGUAGAAAAUAAAACGACAGAGGCAUUUACCGAAUACGAAGAAGAAAUUUGUUUCGAUUUGGAUGAUCCAGAUUUCGCGUCAUCAACAAAAACAUCUUCAGUCGGUGGUAAUGGUAGUAAUUUGAGACCGAAUGCAUUAUCAUGUUUAAUGGAAGCUCGGGGUAAGUUAUUCAUUAAUUAA
Molecule: messenger RNA, 1086 nt
Organism: Pediculus humanus corporis (human body louse)
Lineage: Eukaryota; Metazoa; Arthropoda; Insecta; Psocodea; Pediculidae
Exons: 6
Coding region: 1-1086 (361 amino acids)
Molecular function (GO): nucleic acid binding; zinc ion binding
Source: RefSeq, a predicted model, not a curated record